Plasmodium relictum is the source of this 4548-nucleotide messenger RNA. RefSeq names its product conserved Plasmodium protein, unknown function. The transcript has a single exon. The record is from RefSeq and is a predicted model, not a curated record. The coding region runs from base 1 to 4548 and encodes 1515 amino acids. Lineage: Eukaryota; Apicomplexa; Aconoidasida; Haemosporida; Plasmodiidae.
AUGACUAUUAACAAUUUUAUGUUAUCAGAAAGUUAUGAUAAUAUUAUAAAUGAGAAAUAUUUUCUAAAACAAGAGAAAAAAAAUGUUCAUCGUAUUGUUGAUACAUCUACAAAAAGUGAAGAAGAAAGUUUAAACUUUUGUUAUCAAAGUAAAUUAGAUAACAAAUAUUUAUCCUUAAAUUAUAUAAUCGAUAGGUUCAUAAAAAAAAAUAAGACAUUUAAUAAAUACAACAAAAAUAUACUGGCCCUAAAUCAGAUUAAUGAAAAAUUCCAUUUUUCAAGUAAUUAUAUUAGUAAGCUUAUCAAAAAAAAAAAAAAAUAUAUAUAUUUUCCAACAAAAAUAUCCAGAAAUUUUAAAAAACUUAAUUUUGAUAAUGAACAAAUAGAGAAUAUAAGAAAAUAUAGAAUACUUAAGAAUAUAAGGCAGAUAAUUCAGAGAGUAGAAUGUAAAAUAUAUUUUGAAAACCCUAAAUAUCAUGAAAAAGGAAAUAUCAGGAAACUUGAUUUAAUAAAUAUUUUUUAUCAUAAGAAAAUAUCAUUUAAAAAAAAUAGAAACAGAAAUUAUUUCAUAAAUAAGAAAUUUAUUAUAAAGGAUAAAUUAAACAGAACUAAGGAAAAUAAAUAUUUGAAUUCACAUAAAAUUUAUAUGAUGAAUAGAAACGAUGAAAUUCAUUCCAAAGACAAUAGUUUUCAUAAUGAAAUAAAGAAUAUGGGAAAAUAUGGAAAAGAAAAAUAUGAAGAAAAGAAGAAAAAAAAAAUUAGAGAAGAAAAAAGUUUAAACCAUUGCAAAGUAGAGCCAAAUAACGUAAGUACAAAAAAUAAAGGUUCAAUGAUUGAAUUAAAAAGAAAAAGUAUAAUUUCUUCUUCAUCAGAUAUAUGCAUCGAUUCUUCAGAAGAAGGCUCAAAAAAAAAGCAAAAAGAAAAAAAUAUAUAUAUUGGAAAGAACUUUAAUAAAAAAUAUUUAAAAUACAUUAAUUGUGAUAAUAAUAUUUUUAAUAAAAAUAGAUUAAAAAGAAAGACAUCUUCAAAUAAUAAAACAAUACGAAGUUUUCAAAAUAAUUCUUCAGAAUAUGAAACGUGCCCAUACGUAUCUGAUUAUACGAAUAGCAAUAAAAUUUUAUAUUUAAGUAAGGAAGAAAUAAAAAGCAAGUUGAAAAUGAAAAAUAUGAACAUGUUUUAUGAUAGUAUUUUAUACAGUAAUAUGAUAAAUUUAGAUAUAGAAACAAAUGAAAAACGUUACUAUUCUUCAGAAAAAUUGAACAACAAUGAUAAUACUAAAAAUAUUGAUUUUUACAAAAAAAAAAAUAUUUCAUUUGACGGAAAUAAGAAUAUCAAUCAAAGUAAAAAUAAUAAUAUAAAUAAUAUAAAAAAUAACUCAUAUUAUUAUAUGCACAACAAUGAGUUUAAAAAAAAAGAGGGAAACAAAGAUAACAUAACUGAUUGUUUUUUUGAUAAUGAUGGAAUAAAUUUCUUAAAUAAAAAUAUUUUAGAAAAAUCAAAUAAAAAUAAUAGCUCUUUUAAUAGUACUAAAAAUCCCUGUUAUAUAGAUUGUCUAAAAGGAAAAGAUGAAGAUAUUCUGCUUAAAAAUAAAAAUAUUUAUGAGAAAAGUUACAACAUGAAUAAACAUUAUUUUAACAAUGUACUGUUAAAAUUUAAAUCACUAGAUAAUUCCAGUGAUGGUUGUAGUUUAAAUACUACAGAAUUUAUAAAAAAUAUAUCUAAAAGUGAAAAUAAUAAAUUAAGUGACUCUUGCAUUUAUAAAUAUAAUUUUAAUUAUCCUUCUUUUGAUAUAAAUGCUUCUACUAUUAAAAAUGAAAUGGAAAAAACAAUUAAUUUUAAAAGAAACCUUUUUUCUAAUUACAAAUCUUACAUAAAUAAAAAAAUAAAUUUAUCAUCAUCUUAUAUGAACUAUCAUUCUAACAAAUGUAUUUCUGAUUCUUACUGCGAAAAAGAUAUAUAUUUCAGUAAAAGGGAUAAUAGAUUACUUGUUCCUUUUGAAAGUUUAAAAAAUUAUAAUGAUGAAUGUUUACCCAGUUAUCAUAAUGAUGCUACUCAUUUUGAAAAAGAAAGAAAAAUAUUUUUUGAUUCCAUUAAAAAUAUUAUGUGCAUAAUGAAAGAAAUAAAGAAAAUUAGAAAAAAUUUAAAAGAACAAAAAGGGUAUUAUUCUACCAUAGUUGAUGAAGAAAAAAAAAAGGAUUUCAAUGAUCUGAUAAAAUAUUUAACAUACCAAAAAAUAGUUAGAAAAGAAUUAAAAAAAUAUUAUUUUAAUAAAAUAAAUAAAUGCUUAUUUACAUUUUUGCUACGCAGUAACCAUUUAAAUUUUUCAUUCUCGGAAAAUGAGGCGUUAUUAUUAAAGAAAUGGAGUAAAUUAAGAUACAAGAAAAGUAAAGAGAAAAAUGUAUAUAUAAAAAUAAAUCCUAAAGAUAAAAAAGCAGAAAAUGAAACAAUUGAAAAAAUGAAAAGAAUUAAUGAUUUAUAUGAUAUGGAAACAUCUUUUCUUUAUAAAAACAGUAUUUCCAAUUCAAAUAACUACAAACAAAAAAAAAAUAAAAGGAGAAUCAAUAAAAAUUAUACUAUAAAUAACAAUAUUAAAGAAGAAAUAAAUUCCCAUAAAAUUAACAAUAAAAGAUUAUUGUCAUCAUUAAAUGCAUAUAUAAACAAGACAAAAACAAGUAAUUUUUUUGAUAGUGAUAAUAAAAAUAUUAAUGGAAAUUCUUUUGAAUCACCUUUUAAAUUUUGUGAAAGCAAUAAAACUAACAUAUUUGAUAUUUUUUUAUUUUUAAAAAAUACAAAAUUAAAAAAUAUACAAAACAAAUUUAAAAAAAAAUUGAAAAGUAAAUGCAUAUAUUUAUCAAAAAUUAAUGAUUUCAAUAAGAUGUUGUCUUAUAUAAAAUAUAUUUUUAUGAAAUUUUUAAAGAAAGAAGUUAGUGAUAUUGAUAGUAUAUAUAUAAAUGAUUGUUUUAUAAAUUAUGUUAUAUGCUUUUUUUUAUCCUUGCUAUUGUUUAUUUUUAAAAACGUUCAUACAAUAAAAAUAAUAAGAUGCCAUUUAUAUUAUUCUUAUUUUAUGAUAUUUUUAAAUUACUUUAAGAGUAAUAAUUUGAAAUAUGUGCAUUUUAAAUGCAAUAAUAUUAUAGAUGAUAAAAUAGUUGAUAUAGACAACUAUAAUAAAUGUAAUCAAAACUUUAUAGUAUAUUUUAACGCAAAUUAUAUUAAGAAACAAAAUCGUGAUUGUGAUAAAAAGAAAAAAAAUAAUAAAAAUAAAGUAGAAAAUUUAUGUAUGAAUAAUGAUACAUUCGAAAAUUCUUCCAAAAAAAAGGUCAGUAAAAUAAAAAAUAAAAAAAAUAGUUUUUAUGAUAAAAAUAAAAAAGAUUUAAUUUUUUUUGACCAAUAUGGUUUUUACGAUUAUUUUUCAAUGAAACAAAAAAAAAAAAAAAUAUCUUGUUUUUCUGAUGAUUUAAAAAGUGAAAAUUUAGGUAGAAUAUCAUUAAAUAAAGAAAAUAUUAAUAUAAAAAAGAAAUAUAAUAAUAGAGAUAAAGAAAAUUUUUUAUUUCAUUUUAUAAGAAAGGAGUGCGACAAUAAUUUAUACAAAGAAACAAAUGGUGUAAAUAGUGAAGAAAAUUUGAAUAAUUCAAUAGAACCAAUUAAGUUGGAACUAUUCAGUGAAUCCAGAAUUGAUAAUGAAGAAAAAAAUGAACUAAAAGAAUUGAGUAACCCAUUGAAAAUAAAUGAGGAAGUAGAAAAUAAAAAAGAAAAUAGUGAAUAUAAUGAAAUUAAUACAUAUAAUAUACAUAGUUCCUCAUGUAAUGAAGAAAAUGAUUCAGAAGAUUCUUUACAAGAAUUAAAUGAAUGCGUUUCUAGUUUUACUAGGAAGUCAUUGGAUUACAUGGAUUUGAAUAAAAUAAAAGUUUUAAAAUUAUGUUCUAAUAAAUUAAAUGACAAUGCACUUAUGUAUAUUUCUACAUUAAUAAAAAAAAAUAAAUUAAAUAAUAUGAGAAUAUUAGAUUUAAGAUGGAAUAACUUCACUUAUAAAAGUUUAAUAACAUUAUCAUUUGCCUUAACAAAUACAGUAAAGAGUGAUUCCUUCACUACUAAAAAAGUCAAAAAAUUAAAGUUGCGUAAAUUAUUAUUAUCUGGGAAUAACAUUAACAGCUCACUAUAUUCUUCUUUUUUAUCUAGUUUUUGUACAUGCAAUUUCGUAGUAGUUGAAACAUUAGACUUUUCCAUGAAUAAAAUUGAUAACGAAAGUUUUCCAAUUACUUAUAAAUAUUUCAAGCACAUAUUACAAUUACAAAAACAUAAAAAACAAAAAAAUAAAAUUCAUGAUGUAUUUAUAAACUUAGACCAUAAUAAUUUAAAAAAUUCGAUUUAUAUUAAUAAACUAAUAAAGCUUUUAAAAAAAUUUCCUAUCAAAAAUUACAGAGAAAAGGGGUUAAGACAUCAUAAAAAUAGCAAAGAACAACGUGUAGUAUUAAGUUUACAAUAUAAUAAUAUAAAAAAUACGAAUGCAUAUGAAGUUUAUGAAUGCUUUAAAGAAAGAAUUAAAAUUUAA